This is a messenger RNA of Symbiodinium sp. CCMP2456, 882 nucleotides long. Lineage: Eukaryota; Dinophyceae; Suessiales; Symbiodiniaceae. The record is from the annotation of a GenBank genome assembly.
AUGAAGCUGAAGAUGGCCCAGGUCGCGGUGGCAGACACCGACGGCAAGAUGGCGAUGCAAGCGGUUGAGUCGGCGUUCCAGCUUGAGAUUGCAAGAAAUGCGGAAACGCGAGUCACGAAAUUGGAAGGUCUCUCCAUUCUUGCCGUGAUCGGAGAGGGCAUGAAGAACUCCACCGGAAUUUCUGGCCGCUUCUUCAACGCCCUGGGACGCUCGAAGGUGAACAUCGUGGCCAUCGCCCAGGGCUCCUCCGAAAGAAAUAUCUCUGCCGUGGUCAGCCGGGAGGACCUUUCGCUUGCCUUGCGUGCCACGCACGAUGCCUUUUUGAUGAAGGAGUCAACGAUCUCUGUGAGUGUCGUGGGCGGCGGAGAGAUUGGAACCGCCUUUGUUCGCCAGCUGGUACGUUGGAGCACUGACGAGGGACGAGACUUCGCUCUUCCUUCACUGAGGGAGGUCCAGUACAUCAACAUCGACCUCCGCUCCUUCUGCGAUUCCAACAAGAUGCUUCUCGCGCAGAAAGGGCUGCCUCUGACGAAACUCCAGGAGAACAUCACGAACGGAGUCUUCAACUUGAAAGACAUGGCAGACGAGUGGGAGAAGUCAGGCAAAGCGGUAAGUGAUGCCCUGUCUGCGGGAGUUGAGAUGGCGGACACAGACCUGGAGCAUUUCAUCCAGUUCACGGAGUCCAAGGAGUACCCGCAUAAGGUGAUCGUCGACUGCAGCAGCUCCGCAGACAUAGCUGCAAAGUAUCCGGAGUGGCUGCGACGCGGCUUCCAUGUUGUUACUCCCAACAGGUCCGCACUGAUUGGUCCCUACAAGCAGUACGAAGAAUGCUUGCAGCAAGUGGGGCAGAGAAGAGCUGCACAGUUCCGCUACGAUGCCACG